Molecule: messenger RNA, 687 nt
Organism: Mucor velutinosus
Lineage: Eukaryota; Fungi; Mucoromycota; Mucoromycetes; Mucorales; Mucoraceae
Exons: 1
Coding region: 1-687 (228 amino acids)
Source: RefSeq, a predicted model, not a curated record
AUGUCUCCAUCACCAUCUCCUUCUACAGAAUCGUCUUAUUUGUCAUCUCAGUCUACAGUAUCGAAUAUAAGUAAUGGUAAUGCCGCAAUCAAUGAAACAGUCAGUGUUGAUACAGAUCUUGAACUGGAUGAACGUGUAUCAGAGCCAGAAAACACAGAAAUGGUGCCAGGUCUUCGAAAUGAACCUCAUGUUGUUUCUCCUGCCAGCCCACCUUCCGUUAUUCAAGCUACUCCAGAACCUGAUUCCACUACUACUGUGAAUUUUUUCCCUCCUGCUGCUACAAACCAAACUUCCAUUGUACUUACUUCUUGUCCUGGGCCACCAAAAAGUACUUUUGUCUUCAAAACUUUUGCCAUUCCAAAGAUCCAUACGCAAAACGAGACCACGCAACCUGCAAAAAUCGUCGAUCUCUCUUCUCACAUGCCAAACACUGCCACUGGUUCAUCAAGUUUAAGUGAUGUUCAGGGUCGAACAUUUGUCUCAAAGGGGGGUGAUGUCAGGGUUGAAGGAUAUUCUGACAGUGAUUUAGAUCUGCAGGAUAUCAUUGACAGACUAAACACAAACAAGAAUAAGAAGCGCAGAUUUAAAGCUAGAGCGCCAGCUACCAGGAUCAUUAAACAGCGAUUAACCUGGAUAGCUCACAACAUUACACAAACUAUAUUGGAUAAAAUCAACGUUCAAAUCUAA